CUUGAUUCUCUACCAGGUUUCUUCAUCAUCGCACACCCGCCCUCCUGCGACUUUCGCUCUGCUGUCCACAAUGACUCGACGAAACGCCAUUCCAUUCCUGGCGCUGGUCGUCGCCCUAUUCAUAGUCACCUCCUUCUACUCGGGCCUGCGCACCAGCGACACAUGGAGGGACUUGCCCCAGCAUGUUGGCUUGGGAGAACACGUCGACAGCGCUGCCAACGCCGACCCUUCCAAAGACACGCCCAGCGAUCCCGACUACGCCAACUGGAACCCGAAACUCGUCUUCACGCCCGGCUCGCCCAUGCCUCCGGGGCACAACUACACGUCGACGCUGGUGAUUGCGCGGACAAAGGAUGAAAACAUUGACUGGAUACGGGAAAAGAUGCCCGACCAAGAGCUGGCUGUCUACGUCGCCGACGACCCGAGCGCGCCCUUGCACCCGCCCAAGAACAAGGGCCACGAGGUCAUGAUAUACCUGUCGUACAUCAUUGACCACUACGACAAUCUUCCCGACGUCUCAAUCUUCAUGCACGCGCAUCAGCUGGCAUGGCACAACGACCUACUUCUCGGGAGCGACGCGCAUCAACUCGUAAACCGCCUAAGCCUGCCGCACGUUUGGAGGAAAGGCUACGUCAACAUGCGCUGCAGUUGGGACCCCGGCUGCCCGGAUUGGCAGCACCCCGGCGAAACAGUCAAGAACGAGUACAAGCAAGAAGAGGUUCUUCUUGCAAAGUCGUGGAGCGAACUAUUCCCCCUUGACGAAAUCCCCGAAGUCCUGGCCCAGCCAUGCUGCGCCCAGUUUGCCAUCUCACGAGAACGCAUACAAGCGAAGCCCUAUGCACAAUACGUCUGGUACCGCGACUGGAUGUUCAACACACAGAUCCCCGAUUCGCUUAGUGGCCGUGUUUGGGAGUACGUGUGGCAGUAUGUCUUCACGGGACAAAACGUGCUUUGUCCAAAGGAACAUAUGUGUUAUUGCGAACAGUAUGGGUUCUGCUUCGGCGGCGAAGAAGAAUACGAUAACUUCAUCGCUCUCCAGAACGAGCUGGCCGAGAAUCAAUCAAAUUACCAGGACUGGGAAAACCAGAGAGUAGAGGCCGAGCAGGCAGCAAAAGAGGGCCUCAAAUCAGUCGAACCGCCCGAACCCGGCAAAGACGCCCAUUACAUUAAAGAGAUUGAACGCUUGGAGCCUAUUAUCGAGCGUCUAAUACACGAUGCCCAAGUUCGAGGCCUGGAUCCCAAGAACCGGGCGCUGGAAGCGGGAAGAGAAUGGAAAGAGGGUGAUGGGUUUUGAUACACAUUUUUAAGGCAUAUUGGCGUUGGGAAGCUAUCUAAGAGUUGGUUUCUGUAUACAUAUUAUCUCACUGGCUCCAGCACGACGGGUAAGGUCGCCCCGCCGGCACGCUUGAAGAGUGCCAGCCUUUUUUUUCUUUUGGAUAUCAGCACCGCACUACGAAUUUUUAUUGAUCUAUAAGCGACAAAGGACCCCGAGGAAGCGAUUGAUUCGAUUACACCAGCACAGCAAUUCAUUUUAGACUUCGAAAGAGCAUUCGAUAC
Molecule: messenger RNA, 1557 nt
Organism: Exserohilum turcica Et28A
Lineage: Eukaryota; Fungi; Ascomycota; Dothideomycetes; Pleosporales; Pleosporaceae
Exons: 1
Coding region: 71-1294 (407 amino acids)
Source: RefSeq, a predicted model, not a curated record